Messenger RNA from Alexandromys fortis (reed vole), 467 nucleotides. RefSeq names its product peroxisomal multifunctional enzyme type 2-like. The coding region runs from base 110 to 421 and encodes 103 amino acids. The transcript has 4 exons. NCBI's taxonomy places the organism in Eukaryota, Metazoa, Chordata, Mammalia, Rodentia, Cricetidae. The record is from RefSeq and is a predicted model, not a curated record.
UGGCGGGUGACUUGCUGGUGUCCCGCCCCUCCUCUCCUUGCCCGCUGUCCUGAUCACACCGAGCGUACCCGGGUGCACUGCCAGUGUGUGCUUGGUGCCGGCUAGACUCAUGGCUCUGCCGCUGAGGUUCGACGGGCGUGUGGUCCUGGUCACCGGCGCCGGGGGAGGACUGGGCCGAGCUUAUGCCCUGGCUUUUGCAGAAAGAGGAGCGUUUGUGGUUGUGAAUGACUUAGGCGGAGACUUCAAGGGAGUCGGUAAAGGCUCCUCAGCCGCAGACAAAGUCGUGGAAGAAGUAAGAAGGAGAGGUGGGAAGGCAGUGGCCAGUUACGAUUCGGUUGAAGAAGGAGAGAAGCUCGUGAAGACAGCACUGGAUGCUUUCGGCAGAAUAGGUGAGCUUUCCUGGCUUGUGUGGUUUCUAUAAGUUCCAUUUCUGUUGUGAUGGUUAAAAACUGCCAGGAAAAACAACU